This is a messenger RNA of Prosopis cineraria, 2310 nucleotides long. Its product is annotated as protein WVD2-like 7. The coding region runs from base 599 to 2053 and encodes 484 amino acids. The record is from RefSeq and is a predicted model, not a curated record. Lineage: Eukaryota; Viridiplantae; Streptophyta; Magnoliopsida; Fabales; Fabaceae. The transcript is spliced from 10 exons.
CCUUCCUUCAAUUUGCCUUCCAUUUCACAGUUAUCUGGAUCGAAUCAAUCAAUCAUCACCAUUGUGGGGGAUAGCAAGUCUGUCGUCCACCAAAUCUAUAGUAUUACUCAAGUUUGGUCGCGAUUUCAUCGUUCUAUUCAUUCACCAUUGGUUAUUCUAUCGCAAUUAUACAUUCGACCUUUUGGGUGGCCCAGUGCUUAAUGUCAUUAAAAAAGUUAAUCGUCUUUGGGAAUACAAUCAAGGUGAUCUGUGGGUUUCAAGUUUUUGACCCCUGAGGUUGCACUUUGCUCACGCUUUGUGGAAUGUUUGCUUUGUCUUGAUGAUUGGGUUUAGGACUUUUCCAGAAGUGCACCGCUAGUGGACAAAGAAUGUCUUUACCGUGGAAAGGUUGUGUAGAAUUUGAAGUUAAAGGAAUCAGUGAGCGAGCAGUACUGCUCACUGUCACGGCACAUGCACAUGUCUUGCAAUCACUUUACUCAUCAUUUGCUGUAAUUUUUUAGAGCCUUCUUUUUGUCUCCAUUUUUACAGGCCUUGCCGUGCAUUAUUUCUGUGUCUUACGGUUCUAGCUGAGUGGUAAUUGAACGGAAAUUGAACUUCCAUGUGUGAUUUCGUUGUAGAUUCUUCAGCAUGUGAAAAUAAGAUGGGAGAGACGGCGGCUUCCAGUCCUGGUUUGCAAUUGUCUGUUUCGUUUGGUAGAUUUGAGAACGAUUCGCUGUCCUGGGAAAAAUGGUCGACUUUCUCACCAAAUAAGUACUUGGAAGAAGUUGAGAAGUGUGCCACACCUGGAUCAGUAGCCCAGAAGAAAGCUUACUUCGAAGCUCAUUAUAAGAAGAUUGCUGCUCGGAAAGCUGAAUUGCUGAGUCAAGAGAAGCAAUCAGACAUAGAUCCUUUGAGACCAGAAGAUGAAAACGGUGAAGAUCAGAGUGGCAUUUGUAGGGCUGAUACGGAAUUUGAUGCAUCCAACAAUGAAAAUUCCAUCGAAGGGGUCAAGCAAGAGACCCAUUCUUUUGGUGAGAUCAGCCGGACUGUCGUUGAUUCUUUGGAGGAGGAUUCUGCAGUCUCUGGAGAUCAUCAAGUCUCAUCUGUCUACGGAGAGAGUGAGCAGUUGGAAUGCAUAUUAGACAGUUCCCAGGUAGAGAAAUCUGAAGAAGAAAGUCCUACCAAUGGAGCUGAAGACUUAAAGGAAAGCUCUCUCAAAUUGGACGAGGAGAUGGUAAAGGCUUCAGAAGUCGAAGCAAAACAUGUAAAAAUGGAACAUUCAAAGGACUCAAAGCUAGGACAGGCUACCGCUGGAGAUAGGAAUAGUAAUGCAGCAAAGACAAAGAAGAAACCAGUGCUGCCUUCAUCUAAGGCAGCUCAGGUUUCCACACCUAGAAGUUUAAGAUCCACAACAACUCCAACCAAAACACCAGCAUUUGCCUCAACUAGGAAGGGAAAUUGUGUCUCUUUGUCUGGGAGGGGGACUACAUCCACUGGAGAAAACAAAAGAAUUGCUAAUAAAUCUUUGCACAUGUCCCUUAGCUUGGGUACAAGUGAACCUGAUCCGGCCUCUCUUUCAUCAAUGAGGAAAUCAUCUAUCAUGGAGAAAAUGGGGGAUAAGGAAAUAGUUAAACGAACAUUCAAAACAUUCCAGAGCAUCAACCUGCCUAAAACUUCCGGUGAAGAAAGAUCCUUGGUAAAAAAGCAGAUUCCUUCUAGGGCAACAGAGCCAAGGAUUCAAAAGUCUAUGCGAAAAGAAAAUGGACGGCCAACCAAGGUUGAUAGUAUCAAUAAAAUAAGUGGAAAUGCUGUCCGAGCUUUUGGAAGCUUAAAAAAUGACAUGAGAGCAGAGAAAGGAAAAGAGUUUCCAAAGAAAAUAGAGGAAAAAUCUAAUACAACAGAGGCAGAAAGAGUACGGCUUCAAUCAAAAUUGAAGGAGCAAAGGGAGGCAGAGAACAAGAAAGUAAAACGCAAUUUCAAGGCAACACCUUUGCCAGCUUUUUACCGGGUUCAAAAAGUAUCAAAAAGCCGCUCAGAAAAGGGGGAUGUUAAUUCUGAGACGCUUCAUCAGUAGCCCUUUUAAAAGGGUGAAGAAAUAGAGAAACAAAAAUGAGAUGAAGUACAUCAGUGGACAGGUAGAUAUAUUAUGUUCAGAGGAAAUGUUAACGGCAAUAACUCAGACCUUUGAUUGAGAAUGAAAGCAGUCAUUUAUAAUUUGUAUUUAAAUUUGUACAAUAAUGAGAAAUGUAUAUUGUGGAGUUUACUGGAUAAUGUGAGGAGUAGGAAUCCUGCAUAAUUUACCGAUAAUAAAUUUCUUCGCCUCUUUUGCAA